AUGGAAGAGGGAGAAACUAGAAAGGAGAAGGUGUCCUCCAACAAAAAAAGGAAAAGCGUCCCUGGGUUGGAAACAGAGGACAUUGUGAAGGAAAGUAGCGGAAUGGAGACGAACGAUUCUAACGGUGAAGACAGUUGGAAAGAUGAGGAGCUGGGUAACAAGGAAGAAAGUGGCGAUAAUGAGCCUGGUCAAGAAAGCCCUACCCUCAGUGAUUGCCCUAGUAAGGACAACAACCAUCUCAUGGAAGAAGUGGAUCCCAAGGACAAUGAGGAAACUGGUGUGAAUUUAGAGAAGGAAAUGAACAAAGACUUUGAGAAGGACUUGACUGAGGAUAGGGAUAGCGAGGACAAGGAAAGUGUUGCUUUUCUGUUUAAGUUCUGCUUGUAA
Cryptomeria japonica (Japanese cedar) is the source of this 387-nucleotide messenger RNA. RefSeq names its product DNA polymerase II subunit B4-like. The transcript has 2 exons. Lineage: Eukaryota; Viridiplantae; Streptophyta; Pinopsida; Cupressales; Cupressaceae. The record is from RefSeq and is a predicted model, not a curated record. The coding region runs from base 1 to 387 and encodes 128 amino acids.